This is a messenger RNA of Closterium sp. NIES-65, 1086 nucleotides long. The record is from the annotation of a GenBank genome assembly. NCBI's taxonomy places the organism in Eukaryota, Viridiplantae, Streptophyta, Zygnematophyceae, Desmidiales, Closteriaceae.
AUGCAUGUUCCUGUUCCGCAACCCCCUGCCGCCCAGAACGUAGCAGGGCAGCAGCUAGAAGUUAAACUUGCCGCCCAGCAGGGGGACAUCCAGCAGCUGCUGAUGGAGAAUCAACGGCUGGCGGCGACCCACGUGGCGCUCAGGCAGGAGCUGGCCUCUGCGCAGGGGGAGAUCCAACGGCUGAAAGGCGCCGUUGGGGAGAAGGACCAGGUGGUCAGGGGCCUGAUGGAUACCAAGGCGAAGCUCGAAGCGGACCUGAGAGGCGCAGACACACUGAGGCAGGAGCUGCAGGCGGCAAGGCAGGAGCUUCAGGGCACGAGGGGCGAGAUCCAGGCGCUGACGUCACGCAGGCAGGCAGAGGAAGCUGCGCGGAUGGCGCAGCAUCAGCAGCACCAGCAGCAGCAGCAGCAGCUGCAGCAGCAGUCGGCGCAGCUGCAGCAGCAGCAGGCGAAGAUUCAGCAGCAGGCGGCGCAGAUAGGGCAGAUGAACCAGGACCUGAACCGCAUGCAUGCAGACGUGCAGCUGCUGCCCAAACUUCGGCAGGAAAUAGACGGCCUUACACAAGAACUCGCACUCGCCAGGCAAGCGGUGGAGUACGAGAAGAAGGCCAACAUGGAUCUCGUGGAGCAGCGGGGCGCCAUGGAGAAGAAUCUCAUUGCUUCUGCUCGGGACGUGGAGCGUCUCAAGGCGCAAAUCGCCAACCUGCCACCCAUGAUGAGCCAAGGAAGCGGCUAUUCUGGGAUGCCCUACCAGGGGGUUAGCGGAGGGUACAUGGACUAUGGGUCGCAGCUGAACCAGCAGUUUUCAAGCUACAGCAGCCCAAUGACACCCCCCAAUCCCAAUGCUACAGCUGGAGCAGGAGGAGCAGCAGGAGGCGGGAUGGGAUUGCCUGGGGCAAUGGGCGGUGGGAUGGGCGGCGGGAUGGGCGGCGGAAUGGGCGGAGGCAUGGCCGGCGGCAUGACCACCUCGUACGGAAUACGCCCACCAGUGCCGGCCGCCCCGUACGGCUCGUCGGCCCCAAUGUCCCCUGGUUCGGGGAAGGGCGGAUCCGGGCAAAUGCGUAACCAGCCGCGUUCGGGGUAUUGA